AUGCCCAUCCCAAUUAUUACCCAUGGCAUCCAGGAGGGUAUCUCUACUAUCCCAUAUGCCUGGGAUUUUAUCCGCAUUGCCCCAUGGAUCCUCGCCCUCGCUGCGCUGAAGUUCUACUUCGGCGGAGCCCGCAACACCUCCGAGCGCCUGAUGGCCUCGAAGGUGGUGAUGGUAACGGGCGGUACAUCAGGCAUUGGAGCACGAGUUGUACGUGACCUCGCCGCGCGGCAGGCCCAAGUCAUCCUUCUCACGAAGCAACCACCCUCCGACCUCUUCCUCGUUGAAUACAUCGAAGAUCUUCGUCGCGAAACCAAGAACCCUCUCAUCUACGCCGAACAAGUUGAUCUUUCCUCCCUACACUCUGUCCGUGAAUUCGCCACAAAAUGGAUCGACAAUGUCCCGCCCCGCCGCCUCGACGCCGUGAUUCUGUGCGGCGGCACCGCCGUGCCUGCCAGCGCCCGCGGCCAGACGCAGGAUGGCAUCUCCGAAGAAUGGCAGGUGAACUAUUUGUCCAAUUUCCACCUCCUUAGUAUCCUCAGUCCCGCCCUCCGUGUUCAGCCUGCCCACCGUGAUGUCCGCGUCAUCUUCGCGACAUGCUCAAGCUAUAUCAGUGCCAAAUUCGAUCUGGAAACUGUCAAGCGGGAUAAUGAUUCCAACACAGGGUCAUCUACAUCCAAAGAUAAGGCGCCUGCGGCCAAACUCUCCGUGAAACCGAAGAGUAUUUACGCUGUCAGCAAAUUCGCUCUCAUGACCUUUGCCCACUCCUUCCAGCGCCACCUGAACGCCUACGCCCGUCCGGACGGCCUGCCCCCUUGCACGCGCGUGCUUAUCGUUGACCCGGGUCUUUCGCGGACACCCGGUACUCGGCGCUGGCUUACCGGCGGUUCUCUCUGGGGAUUGCUGUUGUAUCUUCUCACCUGGCCAUUCUGGUGGUUGGUACUCAAGUCUCCGGACCAGGGUGCGCAGAGUAUUCUCUAUGCGGCGAUGGAAGAGAAGUUUGCGCGCGGAGAGGGUGGCUGGUUUAUCAAGGAGUGUCGGGAGAUGGAUUGUGCGCGGCGAGAUGUCUUUGAUGAGGAUGUUGGGAAGAGGCUGUGGGAGUUUAGUGAGAAGCAGAUUGAAGAGGCGGAGAAGGAGGGGGCUGUUAAGCGGGCUUUGGCUAAGAAGGAGAAAGAGGCAGAGGAAGAGAAGAAGAAGAGGAAGGAGACCUCUUCUGCGAAAGCGCAGACUGCUGGAUCUCGGCGGAGUCGAAAGAAUAAAUAA
Messenger RNA from Penicillium argentinense, 1260 nucleotides. RefSeq names its product putative oxidoreductase. The record is from RefSeq and is a predicted model, not a curated record. Gene Ontology annotation, molecular function: oxidoreductase activity. Bases 1 to 1260 code for a protein of 419 amino acids. The transcript has 2 exons. NCBI's taxonomy places the organism in Eukaryota, Fungi, Ascomycota, Eurotiomycetes, Eurotiales, Aspergillaceae.